AUGGCUAGCCUCCCGCAAUCAGAUGAGCUUAUAUUUUUUGUGAACGGCAAGAAGGUAAUAGAAAGGUGGGCUGAUCCAGAAGAAUGGCUGCUUAACUACCUGAGAAAGGGACUCCGUCUCACAGGAACCAAGUAUGGCUGUGGAAUAGGAGGCUGCGGGGCCUGCACUGUGAUGGUGUCUACCUACGACCCAGACUCUAAGAAGAUACGACAUUUCCCAGCCAACUCUUGCCUGCUUCCCUUGUGCUCAUUGUAUGGAGCCGCUGUAACCACCGUGGAAGGGGUUGGAAACACAAAGACCAAGCUUCAUCCCAUUCAGAAAAGGCUGGCCAAGUGCCACGGCUCCCAGUGCGGCUUCUGCACCCCCGGGAUGGUGAUGUCGAUGUAUUCUCUGCUCAGGAAUCACCCGGAACCCACCAUGGAGCAGAUAUUGGCCGCGCUGGAUGGUAAUUUAUGCCGUUGCACAGGGUACAGACCUAUAAUUGACAGUUUCAGAGCUUUCUCUCCGGAGUGCUGUCCCCUGGCAGGGAGCGGGAAGUGUUGCCUGGAUCAAGAAGGAGGGAAGGAGAAAGAAAGAGAAGAAGACUUAGCUCCAGAGCCCAAAAGAGGAGAUCGGAUGUGCUCAGGUCUGUGCCAGCCAGAAGAAUUCCAGCCCAGGGACCCAACCCAGGAUUAUAUAUUUCCUCCCGAACUCAUGAGGGUGGCUGAAGAGAACAAAGGAAGAACUCUGGUCUUCAAUGGAGAACGGACUACGUGGAUUUCUCCUGCAGCACUCCAGGAACUUCUGGGCCUGAAAGCCAAUUACCCAAAUGCCCCCCUUGUUGUGGGGAACACGAGUGUUGGGCUUGAAGUGAAAAAACUGGGUGUCCAUUACCCAGUUCUCCUUCAUCCUGCCAGGGUUCCAGAUCUGCACGUCAUCUACAGGACAGACAGUGGGAUAGUGGUAGGUGCGGCAACCCGCUUGGCCCAGCUGAGGGAAAUCCUGUUAGAUGUGGUCCCAGAACUCCCAGCGGAGAAGACAAAGAUUUACUGUACUCUCUUGAAGCAGCUGAGAACCCUCGCGGGAGAACAGAUCAGGAAUCUGGCUUCUUUAGGAGGACACAUAGUAAGCAGAGGGUCGCCAUGGGACCUGAACCCCGUCCUAGCCGCUGGGAAAGCUAUUCUCAAUGUGGCAUCAAGAGGUGGAAUGCGGCAGAUUCCCCUGAAUGACGAAUUCCUGGCACGGUUGCCAGAGGCAGACCUUUUGCCCAAUGAAGUCAUCGUCUCUGUUUUGAUUCCAUUCUCCAAAGAAGAUGAGUUUGUGUCUGCAUUCCGACAGGCGGAGCGGAGGAAAAACGCCCUGUCGGUGAUCAAUUCUGCAAUGCGGGUCCGGUUCCAGCCAGGCACUGAUGUCAUUAAGGAUCUGGCUAUCUUAUACGGAGGCAUCGGCUACACCACCGUGAGUGCCCGGGUCACCUCUCAGAAGCUGCGAGGAAGAAACUGGAACGAGCAGAUGCUGGAUGAGGCUUGCAGGCUCGUUCUUGAAGAAAUUCAGAUCCCUCCCUCGGCAGUCGGGGGGAAAGUGGAGUACAGGCGAACUCUGCUCGUCGGCUUCUUCUUCAGAUUCUAUUUGGAAGUGCUGCAGGGCUUAAAGGACACGUACCCACCCAAGUAUCCUGGCUUGCCAAAGGAAUACAUGAGUGCUUUAGGGGAGUUCCCAGACAAUCCCCCGCAAGGAGUACAAGAAUAUCAGGAUGUGGACCCACAGCAGCCUCCUCAGGACCCAGUGGGGCGCCCCAUCAUGCACGAGUCCGGGAUUAAGCAUGCCACUGGAGAGGCUGUCUACUGCGGUGACAUCAGUCCCUUAGACGGACAGCUCUUCAUGGCGGUGGUCACCAGCACGCGAGCCCACGCAAAGAUCCUAUCCAUCGAUAUCUCAGAGGCCUUAGAAGCACCAGGAGUCGUCACUGUGGUAUCAGCUGCUGAUAUUCCAGGGAAAAAUGGCGACGAGCACGAGAAGGUGUUUGCUGAAGAUGAGGUAAUAUACAUUGGUCACAUUAUCUGCGGUGUGCUCGCAGAGACCUAUGAACUUGCAAAGGAGGCCACCAAAAAAGUGAAGAUAGAGUACCAAGAUCUGGAACUUAUCCUGACAAUCAAGGAUGCCAUACAGCAUAAUUCCUACCUCCUAGAAGAAAAGAAGAUAGAAAAAGGAAAAGUUGAAAAAGCAUUUCAGACAGUUGACAGAAUUAUUGAAGGCGAAAACCAUAUUGGAGGGCAAAAGCAUUUUUACAUGGAAACCAACAGUAUUGUUGUCAUUCCACGGAAAGAGGACCAUGAAAUGGAUAUCCAUGUCUCCACCCAGGAUGCUGCAAGAGUACAGCAAUUAGUGGCUACAACACUGGGUGUCCAAUCAAACAGGAUCAGGUGCCACACAAAACGAGCUGGUGGAGCUUUUGGGGGGAAAGUUACAAAACCUCCAUUUUUUGCCGCUGCUGCAGCAGUGGCAGCGCACAAAACUGGCUGUCCAGUACGUUUUAUGCUGGAACGAGAUGAUAACAUGAUCAUAAUUGGAGGUCGACACCCUCUUUUGGUAAAAUAUAAAGUGGGAUACAUGAAUGACGGGGAAAUCAAAGCUGUUGACCUUCAGUACUAUAUAAAUGGUGGGUGUACAAAAGAUUGUUCUGACUGGGUAAUAGAGUUUGCAGUGCUACACAGUUGUAAUGCUUAUGACAUUCCCAACUUCCGAUGUCGCGGACGUGCCUGCAAGACUAAUCUGCCAUCGAAUACCGCAUUUCGAGGAUUCGGUUACCCACAAUCGGCCCUUUCUGCAGAAAUGUGGGUUUCAGCCGUGGCAGACGAGCUUGGCUUGCCUCAUGAUAAGGUCCGGGAGAUGAACAUGUACAAAACAGUUACCUUCACUCCUUACAAGCAAGAGAUUGAUCCCAGGAAUCUGGUUGUGUGUUGGAAAGAAUGCUUGGAAAGGUCUGAUUAUUACAACAGGAGAAAAGCAAUAGAAGAAUAUAACAAGCAAAACUACUGGAAGAAGAAAGGGAUUGCGAUCAUUCCCAUGGUAUAUUCAGUUGGACUCAAUGCCACAGUUUACCACCAGGCUGCAGCUCUGGUGAACAUCUAUGUCGAUGGGUCAGUGUUGGUGCAUUGUGGGGGAGCUGAACUGGGGCAAGGACUUUACACCAAAAUGUUACAGGUUGCCAGCCAUGAAUUAAAGAUACCCUUGUCUUACAUACAUCUUUUUGAAAGAAGCACCGUUCCAAUACCCAACGCAUUAUUCACAGCAGGAUCAAUUGGCUCGGAAGUCAAUGGUAAAGCAGUCCAGACUGCUUGCAGGAUCCUGCGGACGCGCCUCCAGCCAAUCAUUAAAAAAAAUCCACAGGGCAAAUGGGAAGACUGGAUUAAAAAAGCUUUUGAGGAAAGUAUUAGCCUCUCAGCUACCGGCUUCUUCAAAGGGUAUGUCACCAAUAUGGACUGGGAGACUGGAGAAGGCCACGCUUUUCCAUACCACCUUUUUGGUGUCAGUUGCUCUGAAGUUGAGAUUGACUGCCUGACAGGGGAUCAUAAGAAUCUCCAAACAGACAUUGUCAUGGAUGCCUGUUAUAGCAUCAAUCCAGCAACCGACAUAGGGCAGAUUGAAGGUGGCUUCAUGCAGGGACUCGGAUUUUGUACUCGAGAAGAAAUCAAAUUCUCCCCGGAAGGAGAGCAGUACACACUGGGUCCAGACACGUAUAAAAUUCCUGCAGUUUGUGAUGUCCCAGAAUUGUUUAGAAUCUACUUGCUGCCGAACACAAGAAACCCCAUUGCAAUCUAUUCCUCCAAGGGUAUGGGAGAAGCUGGGGUAUUCAUGGGAUCCUCCGUAUUUUUUGCUAUCAAGGAUGCCGUGGCUGCUGCCCGGAAGCAAAGAGGACUGAAUGAUGUUUUUGUCCUAGACAGUCCACUGAACGUAGCGCGUAUUCGCAUGGCGUGUGCCGAUCAUUUCACAGAGAUGAUUCCAAAGGAUGAACCUGGGACCUAUAAGCCAUGGGCUAUUCAUGAGAACUAAAAUAUUCCGGUUUUCUGCCAAAAGGUUGAGAUUGUCUUAGCAAGGCAUUAGAAUCUGUGAUUCCGAGCCUAAUCACAGAAACAAUCAAACUCUGAUCACAUGCCAAAUACUGUUCAUUUUCUCUCUGAUGGAUUACCUCAAAACCUUGAAAACCUCAAGGGAGGUUUUUAAAAUUUUGAAAUGGGAUGAUACAUUCUGUUCUAUUGUUAUAAACUUGUGAUCAAUUAGAUGCUAUUACCCCGCCCCCCCCCCCAGGCAGAAACCAUGCUUUUUAGCCCCACUCACCCAGGCCGACAGCAGCCAGAGGUGCAGACAAAAUCCAUAUCAAAACAGAGAAUCGUAAUCAGGCUACGUGCAAUUAAGUCGCCAGUGCACAAGGAAGCAUCCGAUUCCCUUGAGAAUCUGGAUGUACCCUAAUCUUUGCUGUGACUCUCCAAAGGUUCACGUACCCUGGCCGUGAUUAACUGUUGAAGGUAACAAUAACCCAGCCAUCAACACCACUCAGGAAUAUCCCUGAAGGUUCCAGCUUCUACCCAAAAUGAAUCGACUGUUUAAUCAGGCAGGAUAACCUCAUCUCCUGCCCCCUCAAUGGCAAGCAUGAGUCAACCUGAGUCAACUGCUUGCCUGUUCCCAACCAUCUGCCCUCAGUGGAGGUUCCUUCAUUCCAUCAAAACCUCCUUCCUCCACCUACCCUCUUCUUUCUGGAGUCCCUCCCAGGACAAUCCAAUACCUAUCUCUGCUCCCAGGUGCUUUGUUUCUUGGACUAGCCACGUAAGAGGAAUCCAUUAUUUGGGGUAGAAACAAAUACAGUUGGGCACUCGGAUCUUGCCAAGUGAACAUUUUGUUGUGUUCCCACAAGUAAACUGCCUAGAUUUGCUGUCUUAUUUUGCCGCAUAGGGAAACCAUCAGUUUAUUUUUUGUUUGCUACUCUGUAUCUUGGUUAG
Molecule: messenger RNA, 4976 nt
Organism: Eublepharis macularius
Lineage: Eukaryota; Metazoa; Chordata; Lepidosauria; Squamata; Eublepharidae
Product: aldehyde oxidase 3-like
Exons: 35
Coding region: 1-4032 (1343 amino acids)
Molecular function (GO): iron ion binding; 2 iron, 2 sulfur cluster binding; oxidoreductase activity
Source: RefSeq, a predicted model, not a curated record